This is a messenger RNA of Girardinichthys multiradiatus, 2104 nucleotides long. Its product is annotated as coiled-coil domain-containing protein 148-like. The coding region runs from base 113 to 1909 and encodes 598 amino acids. NCBI's taxonomy places the organism in Eukaryota, Metazoa, Chordata, Actinopteri, Cyprinodontiformes, Goodeidae. The record is from RefSeq and is a predicted model, not a curated record. The transcript is spliced from 15 exons.
CUUGAAGUGACCAGUAAGAGAAGAGAUUAUAGUUACCGUGGUUACAGUGGUUUGUCAACCUAUACACUAAAGACAGGAAAACGUGGAAUCUAAUGCAUGGAAGAUCAACAGCAUGAGUGGAAGGAAUCUACAGGGAUUCAUCAAAAACUACAGGGCAGAAGAUGCUGAAAGACAGAGACUGCAGAUGAUAAAUGGCAGUUCCAGGUGCAAACCGACUGAAUAUGAAACGCUGCAGGCCUUUGUUGAUGCCAGACGCCUGGAGUACGAUCUCAUUGGACAAAAGGUUCUGAAGACGUGCUGUGCAGCCAAGGCAACCAAGGAGAGCUCCUUAUUACGACAGCACCGGCAGGUGUGGAGCAGAGAAUGCCCCAGGCUGCAAAAAGCUGAGGAGCAGGCAGAGGAAGAUAUCCAUCAUUUUCUCAAUCAGAUUAAGCCAAAUGAUAUAACAGACACUGCCAUCUUUUUACUUCAACAAUAUGGUGAAUCUCUUGAAAGAGAACGGGAAGCAUUCAGAAUAUCUACUGUUGAGCCUGUGCAUCAGCUCAGAGACGACCUGUCCUUCAGACUGGGAAGGGUGGAUGAUCAGCAGCUCAAUGAGCAUCCGUCAAACUGGGAACAAGUAAAGCAACAGAUCAAUUUUGUGAAAGACCAACAAACGGACAUAAUUGGAAAGCUUAAUGCAGAGUACCAGGACACAGAGCAGCAGAUUAUGGACCUUGGUUUAGAGAAAUACAUUAGCAGUACUUCAGAUAUUGUGAUGAGCUCAGAAACCAUUCCUGAGGAGGUUUUGGACUCAGAGUGCCCAUAUCCAGACCUGAUGGACUCUCUGAUCCAGGCCUUCCAGUUCCUCUCACAGAGGUACCAAGGCAGACUGCAGAGUCUGAAGGAGCAGCUGGAAAAAACUGACAAGUUCUGUGGCUGGUGCCCAGACGACCAUCAACAAUUCCAGUUCACGGUGUCUAUGUACACUCAUGAUAUACCCAACUACAGAGCGCUCUGCAUGGACAUGCUGUUGAGACAGUUCCCUGACAGGACACGACUGGAGCUGAUGCAGCAUGAACGUUUGUGGGACGUGCAGCGAUUCACCCAGACGCAGAUAAGAGUCGUGACCCAGCAGUGGCAGCGAGACCUGCAGGAGCUUCUGGACAGGGCCCUGGUCACGCUGCAGGAGGCAAAACACGCCCACCAGGAGGAGCUGGAGCACCACAGAGACCGCCAGCAUCAGCAGGACAUCUGCUUUCAACUCAGAGAGAAACUGCAACAAUGGCGGGCCCAGCAGGAGGAGGUGGCGAAGCUGGAGUCGGCUAUAGAAGCAAGACGUCAAGAGGAAGAAGAGGAGAGAUUAAAGAAGGAGCAGGAGAAAGAGGCUGCCCUCAGAUCGCAGCAGAAAGAGAAAAGAUUGUUUUAUUUAAAGCAGCAGAGGAGGAGGGAGGUGCUGGAACAGAGGGAUCAGGAGCGACUUGCUGCUCUGAGGAGCGUCAUGGAAGAACAGGCGAGGAGAGACAGGCAGAGGGUGCAGUUUCGCACUGAUGUGUUGCAGCAACGAAUAAAGGAGAGAGAAAUGCAGGAGCUCCAGCAGCAGAGGGAGGAACAAGAGAGACGGGAUCGUCUGGAAGCUCUCAGAAAGCAGGUUGAAGUGCUGGCAGAGGCCGACCCAGAGAGGAUGAUGGCAGAUACAGAAGCUUGGAGGAGCCGACACUUGAAUGAGAAACAGUUUGAGCUGCAGAGGCCUCUCUUCAGUAUUAACACGUACACAGACAAACAGAUUGCAUCAGAUCCAAGAGUCCGAGCUGAGCAAGCCUUUCGAGAGGCUGGAGUACACCAGAACCAGUAUGCCAAGGAGGUUCUGUCCCAAAUCAAGCCUACUAAACCGCCAAGACACGACACAAAAUCGACACUUAAAUUCUGACCAAAACUUUGUUUGACUCAUAUUGUUUUUUUUUUUUUUUUUUUUCAAACAAUUCCUGGAGAUAUUUAAAUUAGGGAUGUCCACAUCUAGAUGUUUUUAGACCUGAUCCUGAAGUCCUUUAAAGAUAGACAUUUCCCAAUAGUAAGUCCCUGGCCACCAUUUUAAUAGAUAUGCUUAUUAAAUACCACAAACUUU